AUCGCAGAAGAAAUUGUGCCCUCAGAAGGCUCGCUCUUUGUGAUGCGGUUUUCCGCAAUAAGCCACUGUGUGUAGUGCUGUGUAAUUUUAUCUGUGCUGCACUCUCAUAGUUCACACAAGACUGAUACCUUGCCUCCCUUCUCCUUUGUAUCAAUUGGUCGGAGUUCAGCCCAUUGUUGCUGGAAGGUUCUUUUAUUUCUGAGCAUCAACGAAAUCUCACGAUAGCCUCCUUGUGAAAUUCACUGGCUUUUUCCAGCAUGCCGACUACUUGGAGAGCAAAUGGGACCCAAGAACGACAGCACGACUAAUCCUCGUUUGUUUCACUUCGCUGGCCCUAAUCGAUGAUCGCGGGUUUACAAGAUCGCUACAAAUAAAGGGAAGAGAUCCGGGCAGAUAAAACUGGCACUGUUUCGUAAGCUGGAUCAUUAUGUUUUUUUUGCCGAGCCAGAGGCAAUAAGACUUUUUAAUGGGACCCCUUGUGUCAGUUUUCUGUUUUCUUGCACAAAGACUAAGAUUUUCGGCCAUGCCACAAUGGUUAUAAUUCUGGUCUUGUUGUUGCUGAGUUUCUUGGAUCCCAGUUAUCAGGAAUUGUCUUCGAGGCUAACUAGGACAUCCAGGGCGCCUUGUGCCAAAAGGCAGGAGUGUGACCCAAGGCAGCGGAGAGAUGCUGGGGGACGCGGUGGAGUCUACGAGCACCUCGGUGGAGCACCGAGACACAGAAAGCUGUACUGUGCAACAAAGUAUCAUUUGCAAAUACACCCCAAUGGGAAGAUAGACGGAUCUCUUGAAGAAAACAAUCCGUUUAGUAUCUUGGAGAUCACAGCAGUUGACGUCGGUGUGGUGGCAAUAAAGGGUUUAUUUUCGGGGAGAUAUCUGGCCAUGAACAAGAAAGGACGCCUUUAUGCUUCGGAAGUGUUCAACCAGGAAUGUGAAUUUGUGGAACGGAUCCAUGAGCUGGGAUACAAUACUUAUGCCUCCAGAUACUAUCGGACAUCUCCGCCUUCAGCUAGUGCCGGCAAACAGCGGGCCAGUGCAGAAAGACUAUGGUAUGUGUCAAUCAAUGGAAAAGGGCGGCCGCGUAGAGGCUUCAAGACCCGGCGGACAGAAAAAGCUUCUCUUUUUCUACCAAGGGUACUGGCCAACAAGGACCAUGAGAUGGUGCACCUUUUCCACACGAGCCAGAAAUACAGAGAGAACCUUCUAAGGCCUGCCGGGAGAGCAGAACGUAGGCGUCGCAGGCACAGGCUCGCUGCUGGCAAGGCCAAGGAGACAGAGGACUGAAAACAGGCAUCAUGGGUAAUAUUGUCCUCCAGUAGCUCACCAAGAAGUGCUUGGCAACAAGAAAAACCAAUUGAGCCAAAGAAAGGACAACAUAGAGCGCCGGAGAAUGUGUGACACUUGCAGUGGGACAUGCUUAUGACCCCACGACCAUAAAUAUUCAAAAUUACGUUAAAAGGUUUUGGAUUUGCCAUGUAGGUAUUUUUACCAUGAGUAGCCUAUCAGUCGUUUUCAGAAUCUUUGCUCUACUUUUAAUAGUAAAUAUCGAUGUAUAUAUGUGUAUUAUAGUUUUCUAUUUCAUUCUCGCUUCAGAUAUGUCUAAUGUACAAAUCUGUUGUUUGACAUGGAGUUCACACAUGUGCUUAGACUGUGUCAUAUUACAGUUAAAAAUACACCCAUGAAGAUAGCAUACAGUAAAGCACUUUUUCUUUCUAACACAAGUUUAAAAAGGAAAAAACAUGGUAAAAAUGAGGUACAAAUGUAUUUAUUAUGUGAUAGUCUACUGUCCUUGAACUGCGAAAGGUCACGUUGUAUAUUUACUAAAGUUAUGCAUAUUUAUUGUUUUCUUUAGGUUUUAAAUUAUUGAUGACAUGCAGUUCUUUUGGUUUCCACUGAUGUUUUAAUAUAAAAAAAUUGAUGUCUGUGUAUCAGUGUCCCGAUAGAAUAGGCAUUUCUGUGUAUCCACAGGGAGUUGGAGUGUGGAAGGGAAAACAUAUUGUGUUACACCAAAUUAAAUGUCAUUGCUUAUCUGAAAAAAAUGCACGUAAUGACAGGAAUAUUUAUGUAUGAAUACUAUUAAAAUUAAACUGUACUACCAGAAAUUAAUCAUUACAACAGAAUUACUACGGAUAAACAUGAUGUUCAAAAUUUACAGUAAACCAUUCCU
Molecule: messenger RNA, 2164 nt
Organism: Brienomyrus brachyistius
Lineage: Eukaryota; Metazoa; Chordata; Actinopteri; Osteoglossiformes; Mormyridae
Product: fibroblast growth factor 3-like
Exons: 3
Coding region: 532-1281 (249 amino acids)
Biological process (GO): fibroblast growth factor receptor signaling pathway; animal organ morphogenesis; regulation of cell migration
Cellular component (GO): cytoplasm
Molecular function (GO): fibroblast growth factor receptor binding; growth factor activity
Source: RefSeq, a predicted model, not a curated record